Molecule: messenger RNA, 2600 nt
Organism: Oldenlandia corymbosa var. corymbosa
Lineage: Eukaryota; Viridiplantae; Streptophyta; Magnoliopsida; Gentianales; Rubiaceae
Source: the annotation of a GenBank genome assembly
AGGGCUUCUAGAUUUAGAGAGUGUGUGAGUGUGUGUGUGUGUGGAGAGAGGACUAUGUGCAUCUUGCCCUAGCUUAUUAACUGGAGGCCUGGAGCUAUAUAAUAAACAAAAAUGGGGGCUAGGGAUAAGGCCUUCUUAUUAUAAUAUUUCUAAUGGCGGCAAGCAACAUUAAUGUUAAUAACAUACAGAAACUUGGCCCUGAUACUUCGUUAUGGGCAAAAUUCAUUUCUUUAUUCUUUAAACCAAAUUUGGAUGAUCAGCGCACUGUUGAUACUACUAGUGGUAGUGUUACAAAUCCGGAAAUCUCAGCUGCCGGCCAUGUCGACGACGAUCUCGACGGAGUUGUGUUAGAUCUUGAAGCUGGUUUGCAACAAAAAGAAGCAGCUCAUGAUGAUGAUGAUGAUGAUGAUGAUGAUCAUAAUCCCAUCCAAAACCACUCCCAACCACAUGGAGUCGAAGGAGGAUCACUCAACACAGUUGCGCAGGUUUUCAAAGAACAAGAACUUGGGAAACUAAUUAUGGGCUUUGUGAUGCCGUUGACUACAGUCUUUGCGAGCGUCAAUGCUCCAAAUUCUUUGCUGUUGACAACAUUGCUAGUUUUGUCACUCAGUGUUGGGUUCGCUGCUAUUCUGAUUGGGAUUUUGGUACGCAAUACUACUACUACUUUGCAAAGGUACGCCCACAAGAUAGAGCAAUUUGGAGCCGGUUGCGUGGUUUUCGCAGUCUAUGCGUUGAUCGCCUCUUUUUUACCCCUCUACUUGCAAUGGCUUCCUUGGGGAUGUUUUCUUAUGAUUAUUCUGGUUGUUGGCCUAGCCUCCAUUUCCGUACACAAACAAAACUAAUUGAGACCAUUAUAUUAGCAAGCUAGCUAGCUAGCUAGCUACCAACCAUUAAUCAAUCAAACUUUUGUGGAUGUUUAAAUAAUAGUAUUAAUUCAUUCUAUUUAUACCAUUAGUAGAGAGGAUACACAUAUAUUAGUGUUCUCCUGUUUGUACUGAAGUUAUACAUAACUUCAGUUAAUUACAUGAAGAAAAAAUUCUUGCCUUGUUACAACUUUCCAGUCAACUUUUUUUGGUGACUUGCAUUUGUUUAAGUUCCUAUUGUCGACUUUAUCGUCGAUUUAGAAACGUGAACUAUUAAGUUGACAAAAUCUUAACAUUUUUUUUUAAAGAAUUUUAAGAUUCUUUAUGCUGCAAACGAGUACAAGGGAUCCCCGCAUUCCUAUAUUUUUUGGAGCCACCAAAGAAUGGAGAAAGCUAACCACAUCGCCUCCUCCCUAUGCACCUUAAAUCAAUAAUCCUUUCCCGUUUUCCUAUUUGGGAAUGGAAUCAGAUUAGUGGAUCUCUCCCUCGUGUCCAUAAUAAGGGUCUUUUUGAUAAAAAUUAGUACUUAAUUAUAAAUAUGUAAUACUGAAUUAAAAAUACUAAAAUCAUAAACUAGUUACGCAAUAAGCAAUAAGUUAAUUUUUACUGUUUAUAAUUUAUAACACCAUUAAUUAAAAUAUUUAUUUUUUGUUAUCAAAUAAGCUGAAAUGAAAAAAAGCUUAAUAAAAUAAUUUGACGCAUUAAGUGGUAUUAUCAAACAGGCCCUAAGUCAAUAAAAAAUAUUUAAGUAAACUUAAUUUUUCUAAUUAAUUUCUUCCCUUCUUUCUUUUUCUUUCUAUGUAUUUAUUUAUUUAUUUAUAUUCUGUAAACAAAUCGUUCUCCUCCUUCCUUUUUGGUAAACAAAUUUUUCUUAAGAUAGGAAAAGAGACAUAUGGGAUGACUCUUUUUUUUUUCCCUACAUAUAUAUACAACGCUUUGGUUCAAAGUAAUAUAGCUUUACACUCACACCAGAGUAAACUUUCUGACUCUUUUUCUCCUAUAUUAUAAUAUUAAAAUUUCGAUCAUUAUUUUUAAAAUUCUUGUGCAAAAUUUGUUGGUGCUAUACUUAAAUUUUCCCAUAAGUAAGUUAAUUACAAGCUUUUUAUACUCCCUCAAUUCAUUAGGCAUACGUUAAAGUAAGUUGCAAUUUGUUAAAUCUUACCGAAAUUGUAAAAAAGAAAAAUGCGGCAUGAUAUAAUAUUCAAUUUGUGAAAGAAGCCACACUAGUAACCGUAGGUCGAACUUGAUGUCAUUAAUAUUCACUAUCAACGAUCUGCUAUAAUUUAGUUUUAAGGUUUUAAUCCCUUCAUCCUAUCGGGAAAAAAAAAUUGUGAUAUUAGCGGCUGAAAUCAAAGCACUUCACCAUUCAUCAAACGAGAUUGAUUGAUAUAGUCUUUUAAUUUAGACAUUUAAAAUAGAGCAAACAUACAUAAGGAAAUAAUCUACUAAUCCAAAUUGUACUCCUUCGAAAAUAAUUGUCCCACUUGUAAUAUUAAAAAUUGUACAACGGAAGUAAUUCAGUAAUUCAGACAAUCAAACAAUAAUUCAGGGUUUUGAGUGGAGGCUUCAACAUUGAAACCAACUAAGAGUGACACAUAGCAUCCAUAACAUCAUAAUUAAUUAAGUUCAUGACAAAAGCAAUGACUUAAUGGUGAUAUUAGGGUCACGUUUCCUGCUUAAACUUAGAAGAAUCCAGCUAUUAACCCCUUCAGAGAUGUAAACUAAUCUGAUCUGGAA